Drosophila busckii is the source of this 1518-nucleotide messenger RNA. RefSeq names its product methionine aminopeptidase 2 (gene und). Gene Ontology annotation, molecular function: metalloaminopeptidase activity. Lineage: Eukaryota; Metazoa; Arthropoda; Insecta; Diptera; Drosophilidae. Bases 84 to 1448 code for a protein of 454 amino acids. Gene Ontology annotation, biological process: proteolysis. The record is from RefSeq and is a predicted model, not a curated record. The transcript is spliced from 3 exons.
GCGACAACUCUAGGCCUCGUGCUUUCCUUUUCAACGCAGUUGCUUUGUAGUAGCAAAAGUAUUUCACAAAUUUUGGAAAUAUCAUGUCUGGAGUAGAAGAUUUAAAUGUUGAGGCUGUUGCGGCUGAAGUAGCAGCCAGCGGCGAUGAUGCAAAGAAGCUGAAGAAGCCCAAGCCAAACAACAAGAAGUUGCGACAAGAGGCCGCCGCAAAGUUAGUUGCCGAAGGGGGCGUACCUGAGGAGAGCACAAAUGGCGAGGCUGAGAAAAAGGCCCCAGCGGCUGCUGCACAGCCGGCUGGCAAGAAGAAGAACAAUAAGGGAAAAAAAGCCGGUGGUCAGACAAAUCCACCUACUAUACCCAUUUCGGAGCUUUUCUCCAAUGGCCCCUAUCCUGAGGGUCAAAUUAUGGAGCAUCCAACGCCUAAGGAUAUGACUGACGAUCGCACGGCCAAAGAUCGCCUUACAUCUGAGGAGAAGCGUGCGCUGGAUCGCAUGAACAAUGAUAUUUAUCAAGAGCUACGCCAGGCAGCCGAGGCACAUCGCCAGACGCGCCAGUAUAUGCAGAACUACAUUAAGCCUGGCAUGAGCAUGAUACAGAUAUGCGAGGAGCUUGAGAGCACUGCACGCCGUCUGAUUGGCGAAAAUGGCCUCGACGCCGGCUUGGCCUUCCCCACAGGCUGCUCGUUGAAUCACUGUGCUGCCCAUUACACACCCAAUGCUGGUGAUACUACGGUGCUACAAUACGAUGAUGUGUGCAAGAUUGACUUUGGCACACACAUCAAGGGACGCAUUAUUGAUUGCGCAUUUACUCUGACGUUCAACAAUAAGUACGACAAGCUGUUGCAGGCCGUCAAGGAGGCCACCAAUACUGGUAUUAAGGAGGCGGGCAUUGAUGUGCGUCUAUGCGAUAUUGGCUCAGCCAUUCAGGAAGUGAUGGAGUCCUAUGAAAUUGAGCUAGAUGGCAAGACGUAUCCCAUCAAGGCUAUACGCAAUCUAAACGGACACUCCAUUAGCCCGUACCGUAUUCAUGCUGGCAAGACUGUGCCCAUUGUCAAGGGCGGCGAAUCCACACGCAUGGAGGAGGAUGAAUUCUAUGCCAUUGAGACUUUCGGCUCGACUGGCCGUGGUCUGGUGCACGAUGACAUGGACUGUUCGCAUUACAUGAAGAACUUUGAUUUACCAUUUGUGCCGUUGCGCCUGCAGUCAUCCAAACAGCUGCUGGGCACCAUUAACAAAAACUUUGGCACUUUGGCCUUCUGCAAGCGUUGGCUGGAUCGCGCUGGCGCCACCAAGUACCAGAUGGCUUUGAAGGAUCUGUGCGACAAGGGUAUUGUGGAGGCAUAUCCACCACUGUGCGACAUUAAGGGCUGCUACACUGCCCAAUACGAGCAUACAAUCAUUUUGCGACCCACUUGCAAGGAGGUGGUCUCGCGUGGCGACGAUUACUAAAGUUAAAAACAAACUGAAUUGUUACAAUUAAUUUGGCAUAACAUUUGUAGCAAUGCAUUAUACAUAUAUA